GCUCUGACCCACCAGCCCCCACUCCCCUCCUGGAGCCCGGGAGAGAACCCAGGCGUCCGAUCAGCGCCAUGCCCUCGCUCUGAAUCUCUCCCCCCCCCCCCCCCCCCCCCCCCGCGUAUCUCCUGCCCCGCCGGAGUCUCAUGUCGCUUCCGGGGCCAAAGUGCGUCAUCGCGAGUGGGACGUGGAUCCGGAGCUGGGAGCAGCCCCCUGGGCGUGGAGUUGGUGGUGGCUGCAUUUCAGGGCCGGGUGAGGGGUCCUUGGAUGAGGAGGUGCCCGGCUGGGCCCGGACUUGGUUCUGUCCUCCCAGCCAGGGCUGAGUGGAGCCAGGCUCCCCCCAGCAGGAUGACUGGUGCCCUGAAGAAGCACCUUGAGCUGCUGAGCGUGUUUCAGUGGGUUAUGACCUUCCUCUUCUUCGGUGCCUUCUUCACGUCCCUGCUGUUCUAUCUGCUCUUCACCCGUCUCUGGGCUGUCUCUGUGCUGUACUUCGUGUGGUGGGUGCUCGACCGUGACACCCCAGAGAGAGGCGGCCGACGCUCAGACUGGAUGCGACGCUGGCGAGUCUGGCAGCAUUUGACUGAUUAUUACCCCGUCAAGCUGGUGAAGACGGCGGCGCUGCCCCCCGACCGGAGCUACGUACUGGGCUGCCACCCCCACGGCAUCAUGUGCGUGGGGGCCGCGGCCGCCUUCUGCACCGAGGGCCCCGGCUUCUCCCGGCUCUUCCCCGGCCUGCGGCCCAGCCUGGCGCUGCUGGCGGGGCUUUUCCGCCUGCCCCUCUACCGCGAGUACAUGAUGGGCUUUGGGAUGUGUCCUGUGAGCCGCCCCAGCCUGGAUUUCCUGCUCGCCCGGCCCGGCAACGCGGUGGUGAUCGUGGUGGGGGGCGCGGCUGAGUCGCUGGACUGCGCCCCCGGGCAGCACCGCAUCAUCCUGCAACGCCGCUCCGGCUUCGUGCGCCAGGCGCUGCAGCACGGGGCCGCCCUGGUUCCUGUCUAUUCCUUCGGGGAGAACGAGGUUUUCCGGCAACUCAUCUUCCCGCCGGGCAGCCGGCUCCGGCACCUGCAGCUCCGCUUCAAGGACGUGACGGGCUUCGCGCCCUGCCUGUUCUGGGGGCGCGGGCCGCUGCCCUUCCCCUCGCCCGUCACCGUCGUGGGUGAGGAGCCCGGGGAGGGGCUGGUCCCGGCCCCUGGGACGGGCAGAGGUGGGGGAUUCCAGCCCCCUGCUAACCCCCACCCUCUCUCCACAGUGGGGAGCCCCAUCCCCGUGCCGCACCGCCCCCGUCCCACCCGUGCCGAGGUCGCUCACUACCACGGGCUGUACGUCGAGCAGCUUCGCCAGCUCUUCGACCGCCACAAAGUCAGCUGUGGGCUGCCGGCCUCCUGCCAGCUCAGCGUGGUGUAGGGCCCCCCUGGUGCGGGGCCCCCGGGCACCUCCCGGCCUCCUGCCAGCUCAGCGUGGUGCAGAGACCCCCAGCCGGACCCCUGUGCUGGCUCCCCGGCCUCCUGCCGGCUCAGUGUGGUGUAAGGACCCUUCUUGCUACACCCCCCUGCCGGUUUAGCAUCAGCGGGGGACCCCCCCCUGCACCCAGUCCACAGGGUCCUGCCAGUUUGGCCUUGUCUGGGGGUCCUGCGCCCCCCACGCAGGUCCCUGCCCCUGUCCGGCCGGCUCGGGGUCACCUGCCUCGCGCUGCACCCCCGGGCCAGGCCGGGCCCCCCCCUUGUCCUGCUGCUGCCCCCACCCGGGGGGGAGCCGCUUCCU
Molecule: messenger RNA, 1752 nt
Organism: Gopherus evgoodei (Goodes thornscrub tortoise)
Lineage: Eukaryota; Metazoa; Chordata; Testudines; Testudinidae
Gene: MOGAT3
Product: monoacylglycerol O-acyltransferase 3
Exons: 8
Coding region: 262-1395 (377 amino acids)
Biological process (GO): triglyceride biosynthetic process
Cellular component (GO): endoplasmic reticulum membrane
Molecular function (GO): diacylglycerol O-acyltransferase activity
Source: RefSeq, a predicted model, not a curated record